ACGCAUCCCUCAAGGCGGCGUCUCACUAGCUGGUUACGAUGAAAUAUAAAACCUAUUUGAUCUUUACGCGUUAAUUCGUUUCAAAUUCAAAAAUCUUUCCAAAAAAGUGUAUCGCGCAUAAUUGUUAAGUUUUAGAAUUAUUGUGUGUGUUCAAACUAGUGCUUAGUGAUAAAACUUUGUGAUUCAUUUGAACAUUGCAAAAGUUGAGUGUCAAAACAAUUGAGAUUGUUUUCGGAGCAGGUUUUUUAAAUGGAAAUGCCUCCUCGAAGGUUGUGAGGCUGAGGAAUGGCACGUGUGGCAUCGGCAUGCCUCUUUACGGUGAAUUUUCUGUCAUACAUAAUCGUGUGCCACCAAGAUAGCAGUAGCAACCGAUCACGCGAACAAAAUUCCGUAUCGGAGUCUUCCCGAAGAUUCAGAACGGAGUUCUUAGAAGACUGGCCACAAACACCGGGAUCUCCAUACUUUGACCCCAGCACUCCAGACAAUGUGACCGGUCUAGUUGGACACCCGGUUACACUUCUAUGCAAAGUGAAGAACCUUCAAAAUCGUACUGUAUCAUGGGUGCGUCACCGCGAUAUCCACCUGCUAACGGUGGGCCGCUACACGUACACAUCGGACCAGCGCUUUGAGGCGCAGCACAAACAGCGCUCCGAGGAAUGGGCGCUUCGUAUCCGCAGCCCACAACGUCGCGACUCCGGCCAGUACGAGUGUCAAAUUUCUACCACCCCACCUAUUGGGCACGCCGUCUACCUCAGUAUUGUUGAACCAGAAACCGAAAUAAUGGGCGGUUCUGACUUAUUCAUCUACGCGGGAUCAACUAUAAACCUCACGUGUAUCGUAAGGCAUACUCCCGAACCGCCUAACGCCAUUAACUGGAGCCAUAGAGGAAAGACUAUAAAUUUCGAUUCAACUCGUGGAGGAAUAUCAUUGGUGACUGAAAAAGGGAUCCAUAGCAGCAGUAGGCUAUUGGUGCAGGCUGCGCGCACUUCAGAUGCAGGUGCAUACGAAUGUGUACCGGAUAAUGCGCAGUCAGCUUCCGUGAGGGUACAUGUUCUAACUGGUGAAUCACCCGCAGCAAUGCAAGGAAAAGCUCAUUCAUUCAGACUGUCAUCAAUCUUACAUUUAAUUGGUGCAUUGCAUUUUGUCAAAUGGUGUAUAUCAGUAUUAGUGAUAAGUAAUUAAUUGUAAAAACGUUAAUAAAUUUUACAUAUUACGUCAUAUUGUAAAGUAUGUUCUGUAAAUAAUUAAAACCCUGUACUUAUGUGAUAUUGUGACUGUAAUGUCUAAAUAUAUAAUACGUUAAUGCGUUAUUAGUUUAUAUAAAAAUACAAAAUAAAUAUUAUCUAAAGAGUAUAUAAAUGGAAAACACAUUCUAGCGCAGAUUAAUAAAAUAAUAUUAGUAAUAUAUAACAUUUUGUUAAAAAUCAUGCAUUUUUUCGUUAGUAAUGUAUUUGGUGCUAAUUCUGAAGAAACUAUUUAAACUUAUUCAUGCAGGGGGAAGCAUCUGGAAGCAAUUGGCUAGAGGAAGUGUCCGCGCAGGUGUUAAGCAAGCCUGUGUGUGUUACAUACAAAUAGCAUUACAUUACAUGAGAUUGAAGACCAAUUCCUUCAACUAAUCAUUUAAGUGGCAGGUAAAAGGCCGAUCAACUUGACCCUAGCCCUACUCACAUUUUGGAUAAAGAAUCUUUGACAUUGGUUUGUUCAAAGCACUAAGUCAUUGCUCAGAAGACACGGAAUUGGCACCAAAUUUCAAGAUGUUUAUUAACGAAAUACGCAAAAUUAUUUUAACACCUUUUGUACCGAUAAUGCAGUCACAAAUUUUGUAUAAUGAUGUAAGACAUCGAAAUUAGUAUCUGUGCUAAUGCAUGGAUUAUAUCCUUCUCAGGGUAUUAUAAUUUUAUAUAAUUUGAUUC
This is a messenger RNA of Pieris brassicae (large cabbage white), 1913 nucleotides long. RefSeq names its product zwei Ig domain protein zig-8-like. Gene Ontology annotation, cellular component: neuron projection membrane. Gene Ontology annotation, biological process: synapse organization. Bases 286 to 1182 code for a protein of 298 amino acids. The record is from RefSeq and is a predicted model, not a curated record. Lineage: Eukaryota; Metazoa; Arthropoda; Insecta; Lepidoptera; Pieridae. The transcript has 7 exons.